CGUGUCAAACCGAAGAGAAUUGUAAUUGCCGUGCUGGAUUGAGAAGAAAAGUUUAUUUUUCAAUACGCGACGUAGAAAAUUUUGUGUUUAACAUUAUUUUAUACACUUGUAAAAUAAAGUCAUAAUAAUUUAUACAUUCAAUUUAGUGCGUUAAACACAUUUUAGGCUUAAAUGAAUUAUUGAAAUAUUUAAAAAGAAGCAUUAACUCAACGUGUUCAACAAGUAGUGAAUGUACGAACGAAUGCAUCCGGGUCUAGAGAAGAAAGCAGCAGCAGCAGUAGAAUAAUAAUACAUACACCAACAAUUUGAACAACACCUAGAACAGAAGCAGAGGACCUUAAAUAAAUAAACUAUCAUGGCGGGUCAAAAAUUUCAAUAUGAUGAAAGUGGUGGAACAUUUUAUUAUUUCCUAUUAUCCUUUCUGGCACUGGUACUAAUUCCCACCACAAUAUACUACUGGCCCCGCAAAAAGAAAGAAGAUCCAGAAAAAGCAAAUGAAGAAUGUCAGUGCCCAGACUGCAUCAAGAAAAAAGCCAUUUUAGCUACAGCUGAACCAUAUCGCGCUGUGAAAAAUGUUAGCAUACAAAUGGGUCUGGUCUUAGGUUGGGCCCUAUUGAUAUUCUUGGCUUAUCGUGUCUCUCAGUUCGACUAUGAAAUGGCCAGCUUUGAUCCAUUUGAAAUUUUAGGUGUUGAACCAACCGCAUCGAUAGGAGAAAUCAAAAAGCAAUACCGCAAACUUUCACUUAUUUACCAUCCUGACAAAGAGACUGGUGAUGAAAAAGAAUUCAUGAAACUUUCUAAGGCUUAUCAAGCAUUGACCGAUGACGUGGCCAAAGAGAACUAUGAGAAAUAUGGCAAUCCCGAUGGUCCCGGUGCAAUGUCGUUUGGUAUUGCAUUGCCUUCUUGGAUUGUUGAAAAGGAGAACUCUGUUUGGGUGUUGGGUCUUUAUGGCCUCAUUUUUAUGGUGGCCCUACCCUCGGUGGUAGGAAUGUGGUGGUAUCGCUCUAUUCGUUACUCAGGUGACAAAGUUCUUUUGGAUACAACACAAAUGUAUUUCUAUUUCAUACACAAAACCCCACACAUGUUGUUGAAACGUGCUUUGAUGGUAUUGGCUGCAAGUUUAGAAUUCGAUAAACGUCAUAAUUCUCAAGUUGUUGAGCGCCAGUCUGAUAAUGAAGAAGUGCCAGCGCUAAUACGACAAUUGCCAAAUUUAAAUGAGAAAUGUAAGGAACACCCCUUGUGUCGCAUGUAUUCCAUUAAAGCCCGCGCCAUUCUUCAUGCCCAUUUGUCGCGCAUGCCCUUGAAUGCUGAAACAUUGGAGAAGGAUCGUCAAUUUAUUGUUAAAAAGUGUCCAUAUUUGGUACAAGAAAUGGUGUCGUGUGUCCACCAGUUGGUUAUGUUAGCGUACGCAAGACGUGUACCACGUUUACCCAGCAUUGAAACCAUUGAAAAUUGUAUGAAAAUGUCCCCAAUGAUUAUUCAAGCCUUGUGGGAAUUCAAAUCUCCUCUCCUUCAAUUGCCACACGUAACCGAAGAUCAUUUAUACUUUAUGAACAAAAAAAGACACAUUAAAAAUCUACAACAAUUUGCUCAAUUGGCUCCGGAAGAAAGCCGUCAACUUUUAAAGACCCUAUCGGAUCAGGAAUAUGAAAAUGUUAUGAAGGUAUUGGGCAAAAUGCCCUCAAUUGAUUUUUCGAUACGCUGUGAGGUCAUCGACGAUGAAAACACAAAUGUGGUUACUGCUGGAGCUAUAGUUACGGUAACUGUCACUUUGGUACGCAAAGAUAUGAAAACCUUAUUUGGCGAUUCUAAGGUACCACAAAAGCAAGGUAUCAAGGAUGAUGAAGAGCAAGGCAAUGGAGCCGGCGCUGACGAAGAAGAGGCUACAACUACAAACGCUGCACCCGUUAAGAAAUCAUCUGCCUGGGCUAAACCACGCAAAGGUAAGGGCGGUAAAGGUGGAAAGAAACCUGCUGCAAAUCAAAAGAAAAAGCCCCAACCACCCAAGGCUAGCGUUGCUAGUGUUGCAGAGAGUCAAGAGCAGGCUAAACAUGAAUCUGAUGCUGAUUCAGAUGUUGAAGGCAGCGAUGUAGAUGAUGUUAAGGAUUCCGUUUCGGGCAGUGACGAAGAUAAUGAAAAGCAAACUAAAAAUAAUUCCUCGUUAGAUGAUGACGACGAUGAAGAAUGGGAGAGGCUGCAGGCAAAGCUUAACAAACGUGAAAAACUGGAAGGCAAAUCUCGUAUUUCCCACACCGUACAUUGUCCCUACUUCCCCGAGGAGAAGCAAGAAUAUUGGUGGACAUAUAUCUGUGAUCGUAAGUCACGUACCCUAUUGACAGCACCGUAUCAUGUCACAAAUUUGGUGGAAAAGGAAGAAAUCCAAUUGAAGUUUACAGCACCACGUUGGCCAGGACUAUACACAUUCACCGUAUGUCUGCGUUCAGAUUCAUAUCUUGGUAUGGACCAACAACAAGAGCUUAAACUGGAUGUUAAGAAAGCACCAGCGCCACCUACAGACCAUCCUCAAUGGGAUUUGAGCGAAUCUGAACAUGAAAACAAUGAUCAACCUGAGAAUCUAAGCGAUUAUACGACUGACACUUCCGAUGAAGAAGAUUCCGAAUAAAUUUUUAUAUGACACAUACAAAAGACCACCUCCACCACCAUCCUUCCUCCACAUCAAAAUUUUCCCUCCUGCAACAACUAUUACAUACUACUUUUUUUA
Messenger RNA from Lucilia sericata (common green bottle fly), 2722 nucleotides. RefSeq names its product translocation protein SEC63 homolog (gene Sec63). Gene Ontology annotation, molecular function: transmembrane protein transporter activity; RNA binding. The record is from RefSeq and is a predicted model, not a curated record. The coding region runs from base 356 to 2623 and encodes 755 amino acids. Gene Ontology annotation, cellular component: Sec62/Sec63 complex. NCBI's taxonomy places the organism in Eukaryota, Metazoa, Arthropoda, Insecta, Diptera, Calliphoridae. The transcript has 5 exons. Gene Ontology annotation, biological process: SRP-dependent cotranslational protein targeting to membrane; post-translational protein targeting to endoplasmic reticulum membrane.